Molecule: messenger RNA, 1375 nt
Organism: Oncorhynchus masou masou (cherry salmon)
Lineage: Eukaryota; Metazoa; Chordata; Actinopteri; Salmoniformes; Salmonidae
Product: NMDA receptor synaptonuclear signaling and neuronal migration factor-like
Exons: 6
Coding region: 284-1375 (363 amino acids)
Biological process (GO): positive regulation of neuron migration; regulation of neuronal synaptic plasticity
Cellular component (GO): nucleus; cytoplasm
Source: RefSeq, a predicted model, not a curated record
AAUUGAGCGCAGAGGCAGGCAGUCAACCGCGCGCAUCUGCUGUUGAUGCGCUCGCAGUCACACACUACAGGCUUUCCAUCUUUAACGUGAGCUUUAUAGAUUGAAAUUUAAUGAGUAUGAAAUAACAAAACUGGUUAAAAUACUCAGGGGAAAGGGGUGUUUUUCCUCCAGGUGUGAUUGUUCCGCUUUUCCUCCGUUUUUUCUACGGACGUUUCUUCCUUCAUAUCUGAUCGCCCAUCAGUGGAAUGAUCUGGCUUUUAUCUUGUGUCGUUUCCACUUCAGCAUGGGAACUGCCGGGUCCAAAAGGAAGACUUUAAGGACCGAUGCAAUAUCUUCUGUGGCCGCAAAAGUUAGAGCAGCCAGAGCUUUCGGAGAUUACCUGUCUCACACACACCCUGAGAACCGCAACGGAUCAGAUCAGCUUCUAUCUAAUACCUUCAUUGGCCAAGACAAAGACUCCCCUGACGUCAGUCAUCUUCACAAAAACAACCUACACCCUCAGAGCCACUGUGGGGCCAAGGCCAGCCAGGACCAGUCCCAGGCCCACAGUCUUCAGUCCCAGCUCAGCACACUGCAUCCCCACCACAGCAGUCUCCAGCCCAGAACCCUGCAGCCAAGCAGUCUGCAGCCCACAGGCCCCUCCAAGCACAGGCUCUCAGCAGGGCUCUCAGCGGAGCGAAGUUUCUCCUCCGAGGAGCAGCAGCCACCUCUUAGGUCAACUGAGGGGAGCCUGACCAGCCUGAAACCAGCUGCCCAGCGGGUCUACACCAUCACCAGGGAGGGAGGCAUGCUAGGGGGGCAAGGCAGCGAGGAGAAUCUGGAGCUGGAGGUGCUGAAGCAGCCUCUGUCCCCUCCUCCCUCUGCCAACCAGACCUCCUUUUCCAACCAACAACCACCAGGCAGCAAACAUCACCGCGGCAACAUUAGCCAUGGCCCACAGGGCCACAGGCCCAAGUCUCAGCCCCUGCAGAGCUCAGGGAGUGCCCAUAACAUCCGGGACUGGGUGGUGAGGAGGGGGGGCUCGCGGGAGGACUGCACCCCAGACUGUGUCACCUGCAUUAGGGCUCCAUGUCCGAGCCAGCGCUCCCUGGAUCUGGAGACGUCCCCGCGAGAGGGAGGAAAACAGAGGAAGAAGCUAGAGAGGAUGUACAGCCAAGACCAAGGCAGAGACAGACGAGGCUCUGCUGAGGAGAGAGAGGACAACCCUAAUAGCUGGUUCCCCAAAGAGAACAUGUUCAGCUUCCAGACGGCUACCACAACAAUGCAGGCAAUAUCGGCAUUCCGGGGCAUUGCUGAGAGAAAGAGGAGGAAAAGGGAACAAGAGGCAACCGCUCCAGUAACCGAGACUGAGAGGUAUGGUCCAUGUCUGACCUGA